AUGACAUCCACACGCCCACGCGACGAGCAAGACGAGAAUGUAUCCCAAAACCUGCCCGACCUCGAAGAUGCAGACUUGAGUGAAGACAACAUCGUCAAACUGCUCGCGCAGAUUGUACGGAAACAAAACGACGAGAUCAACAAAAUACUCAUAUCGCAGAAUGAACAGGCAAAGAAGCAAGCGCAAGAGCAGCGUCGUUUGAGUGGGAUGAUUGAGAAAUUGAAUAGCAGACUUACAUCGUUUCUGGAGAGUCAACAGAAGUGCGCUUGUGACAAGGACUCAGAAGUUGAUUUGAUACCAUCGUUAAAAGCCAGAGUUGAUGCGCUUGAGGAUGCUGAGCGCGAUCAAGAACAGUUUAAAGAUGAGGUCUUACAGUCCCGUGUUGACAGACUCGAGACUAGACUUGAUCAAGUUCAAUACCAGAUUUCCAAAGAUGAACCGCAGUCGAGUGAAACAGCAGACGGUCUGAACAAUGAGGAUCUUCAAUCCCUGACCGAAGCACUUGCCACGCGACAGCUAUCCAUGCAAUUCCAUAUAGACGAGCUGGCCGAUACUGUGAACAGACAAAUCAUAACCAACGAGCAGAAAUCUAUCGCCCAAAACCAAGCAUCAAGCAUGCGCUUCUCCCAUCGAAGCAGCCACUCUACAACAACCCUACCCACACCCAUCGAACGAGCAUGCCUAGUCUCAGAAAGCGCGUACAACUCCCCUCAUCGACAUACCGCCUCCCACAGCCAGGACCUCACCAGCGCUCGCUCCCACGACUCUGGAUUCUCCAUCGAAAGCUUCCACCAACAAGCGACGUCUCUCACUAACAAAGCAACCCAACAAGACAUCAGCCUCUCCUCUCACAAGAAAGAUCUACUCAACCUCAAACGCCGCCUUGCGCACGCCGAAAAACUUAUCGGCGCACGCUAUAGAAUCGGCUCSUUCAGUAUCCACGGGKUGUCGUUCUAUCAAGACGCCGCAGCUUUACGCUACAUUUCAGGCGACCACGCAGCGCGCGACAGCUUCAAAAUGUUCUACGGCAACCGCAUCGGCGCAAUCGAGUACGUCGACAUCGCCCCUUCCGCGAUUCUAGCAUGCUUCGACAUCAUCUCGCGCAUCCGCUGCCGCCACGACUUGUGGAUAGAUGACGACAAAUUCGAGGCCAAACAGCGGAUUCGCUGCGCCGCAGAACAGAUUGUGGAUGAUUGGAUCAAUUCGUUGCCGCUGAGAGAUGGCGGGGAGCACGUACAUGUUUCGGCGCAGGAGUUACGGAAUCGGUUUAAUCAGUUGAAGGUUUUGUGUUAUGGGGCUGGUGUUGUGUUUGAUUUUACGUGGCCUACAAUCGACUGA
Talaromyces amestolkiae is the source of this 1338-nucleotide messenger RNA. RefSeq lists its product as uncharacterized. The record is from RefSeq and is a predicted model, not a curated record. Bases 1 to 1338 code for a protein of 445 amino acids. The transcript has a single exon. NCBI's taxonomy places the organism in Eukaryota, Fungi, Ascomycota, Eurotiomycetes, Eurotiales, Trichocomaceae.